AUGCACAAGCGCACAAAGAUCAAGAUUGCCAUCUUCGUGCUCCUGGUGGGAAUGGCCUGCACGUUCACAGCGGUGGUGACGGACCACUGGGCAGUGCUCAGCCCGCGGGUGGAGAGGGUCAAUGAGACCUGUGAGGCGGCCCACUUUGGCCUGUGGAGACUGUGCAAGAAGCAAAUUUACAUGAGCUCCGAAAACAACGUGGAACAUGGCUGCGGACCCAUCAGCCUGCCUGGAGAGGAAAACUGCACUUACUUCGGACACUUCACUCCAGGGAAGGAUUCAGAGAUAUUUGAGUACAAAACCCAAAAAGAGUACAACAUCUCGGCUGCAGCCAUCUCCAUCUUCAGUCUGGGCUUCAUGAUCCUGGGCUCUCUGUGUUUACUCGGGUCAUGCACUGGUAAAGGCAAAGGCAGAGACUACCUCCUCAAACCGGCCGGCAUGUUCUUUGCGUUCGCAGGCCUCUGCCUCUUCAUCUCCCUGGAGGUGAUGCGUCAGUCAGUGAAGCGAAUGAUCGAGAGCGAGGACACGAUCUGGAUCGAGUACUACUACGCCUGGUCCUUCGCGUGCGCCUGUGCCGGCUUCGUCCUCCUCUUCCUCACCGGCUUCGCCCUCCUCAUCCUCUCCAUGCCCCAGAUGCCCCAGAACCCGUGGGAGACUUGCAUGGACGCUGAGCCGGACCAGGUGGAGUGA
Messenger RNA from Limanda limanda (common dab), 690 nucleotides. Its product is annotated as voltage-dependent calcium channel gamma-1 subunit-like. Gene Ontology annotation, biological process: regulation of calcium ion transmembrane transport via high voltage-gated calcium channel; calcium ion transmembrane transport. Gene Ontology annotation, cellular component: L-type voltage-gated calcium channel complex; membrane. Gene Ontology annotation, molecular function: calcium channel regulator activity; voltage-gated calcium channel activity. The transcript is spliced from 4 exons. Bases 1 to 690 code for a protein of 229 amino acids. Lineage: Eukaryota; Metazoa; Chordata; Actinopteri; Pleuronectiformes; Pleuronectidae. The record is from RefSeq and is a predicted model, not a curated record.